ACGACAGCCAACGUAACGACUGGUCUGUGACUUAGGCACGAGCAAAGCCAGUUUCAGUGACGGUCGCGUAACGAGCUAGUCGGCCGUUUCCGUCCAACAAAGUCAGUUUGUAAUCAACAUUUUGUGUCUUCACGGGAAUGAUCCCCAGGAAUAUACAAACCGUCUCAGCUGAUUCGGAUUUAAUGUGCAUACCGCUUUUUUCAAUUAAUCAUUGAUUGAAAUGGAUGUGAGCAUUUGAGGAUGUGAAGAAUAUAUAAUUAAUAUAAUAAACAAAUUCGCGACUCGACAGAAAUGACGUAACUUCCUCAAGAAAAUGUUGACUGCUAAUGUGCUGUGUCUCAAAAAGAAAAAGAAGAAGAAACCAGGAUACAUAUUGAAUUGUCCGGAUACUAUACAUAUUAAUGAUGGAAAAACCAAAGGACAAAAACCUGGCAACAUGCUACACAUUACAGAGGACACUCCUGCAGACAUGUUAUCUGGAGCAAUGGACCUCACCAUCCAUUUGCCGUCCGGCAAGGCAGUCAAGAUGUGUGUCGAGAGAAGGACACCUAUGAUGGAUCUUUUGGUACAAGUCACGACGAAUCACCAGCUCCAAAUCACCAACUAUACCCUACAGCCUCUACAGACAUCUUCAAGCGACAAUUAUUCAGAAAAAGUCCUGUCUUAUUACCCAAACACUCCAAUAGGUGCCCUAGAUACUCAAUACAUGAAAGUUAUACCGAAAGCAAGGAUACUUCCGAAUACGAAGAAUUUGCCCCCAGGAACUAAACCUUUCGAGACCACCUUCAGAUUGAAGGUACAUCUUCCGAGAAAUCAGCUGUAUGUUACCAGGGUCAGUAAGCACAUCCAUAUUGGAGAUAUCAUGAGGAAGGUGUGUGAGGAGAAGAAUUUGGAUCCCAAUAAAUAUGAAGUGCGGCAUCCUGGUAACCUGGAGGAAAUUUUAGAUCCCAAGCUCACUCUGAACGAUUAUAUGAUAACAGAAAUAAACUUGGUAGUCAAAGGAUCGAAGACAAAUACGCAUACUUUCACAUCAGAAGACAUAAUGAGCCUAAGAAAAAACGAAGAAAGAAAACCGAUACCAAGUAAACCCGGUGGAGUUUUCAGUUUAUUAUUCAGGAGGGGGAAGUCGAAUAAUGUGCCACCUUCGAGUAAAGAGUACACACCACCACCGUCCAAAGAAGAUCAAGAUUCGAAACUAGCACCCUCAACAGUUCCAAUCGUACCGAAGGUACCUCAACGGAAGCGUAGACCAGCUCCGAAACCUCCUCAAACGGUGGACAAAAUUCCUCCGCCAUCAGAGAAACUACCUCAAGAGGAACCUGUGCAGUUGAGGAGUGGCUCAGUUAUUUCCGAUAAUUCCAACUGUAGUGAGAAUGAUGUCAAAAUUGAACCAGGCCUUACGAUAUACCAUUCAAGGCAUAGCAGCGACAGUUCAGGGUAUCACGAAACCUCCAUCCUUAGCGAUCAAUGCAACACGUCAUUACCACGAAGAAAUAGGCUGGACGCAGGGUGUGAAACAAUGGGAAGGAAACUGAACAGAUACAGCGAAAGUACUGGAAAUCUGACAAAAAUGACAUCACAUUCUAGAUCGACAUCGAGUUUGAUAUUUCCAGGGCGUAAAAAAAAAGCUGCACCGGCACCUCCGAAACCUUUACUGAAAUUUGCAAGUUCCACCACCAAUUUGGAAACUCUUAGUCCUGUAGUAGCUAGUCAAUCCCCUUUAAGCACUUCAUCAUCGAAAACAGAUUUGUACCUAGCUUCCCAGGGCACCCAAAAUUCCACUAAUCCUCCUCCUGUACCCAGGAGAAGAAAAGGGCCAACUCCAAUACCUGGAAUUUCGUUCUCUUUGACAGAAGAAGAUGAAAAAGAUUCAGAAAUUCCACUUGAAAACAACAAUAUCUCACAAUUACUGGAAGAUUCCCUGUACUACAGUCCGUAUCAAACUGAAGGAGCUCCAGCCAGAGACACACCAGAUAACAGCAGACCCCCUUCUAACAUGUCAACCAUAGAUAUUUUGAAAUCAUUGGAAUACUUAAAUGUAGACGACCAGGGAAAUGAGAUAAAGCCUCCAGAGAUAAUUGCCGUUUUACCCAAAUCCAAUCAUAUUCAAGAAGAAGCAUCCGAUGCUGAUCUGAUUUUAACAAAAAGGCCCUUCAUAUUGAAUUUAGUUGACAAAGAUAUAGAUGAUGACAAUACCAGUAUAGCUACGGAAUCGCCUUUUAAAAAUGAAACUACAUCGAUAAUAACAGAUUUUUCUAGCAUAGAAAUAGCACAAUUCCAAAAAAACGUUUCAGUCUCCAAAGUCAAAAGUCCGGAUAGUAUACCAUUCGAAGAAGAAAGAAUGAGAAGAUGGGGUUCUUGGGAAGAAUUGAAUCAAUCGCUCUCGCAUUCACCGACAGAGCGAACAUCCGAAUACUCAAACAAAGAAAAUUUCAAAACAUGCCUUGAAUCGAUUGAAACCACCAAAGAUGAAUAUGUUCCAAAGACAGUAGAUGUAGAAUUUAGUGAUAAUUUCCAUAAGGAAAAUGAAAAAUUAGAAUUGGAUCAAAUCGAAAUCAUGAAAGAAGUCGCUUCUCAACCACAAUUUGUGGAGGAAGAAAUGAAGAGCACUAUGGAAGAAGAUUCAAUGGGAUCAAAUUUACGAGAUGAUAAUAUCCCGGGCUUCCAUAACAAUGAAUGGUGUUUCAAUGGUGUUAUUACAGACACAGACGUGAAUUCAACAUCAAAACCUGCCCAUGAAAUUUCAGUCCAGAGAAAUGAUGUUAUAAUAAGGGAAAAUGCCUACCCAACCAAUAUAAUGAAUGAAAUCAGUUUGGAUGACGUGGAACGGUAUAAAAAUUAUGGCAACUCCCCAGAUUCGGGUAAUUCGAGUGAAAUAAGUGAAAAAUCGAAGACAGACGAUGAACCCAAUAUUCCAGAGAUUUUGGAAGUUUUGACCACGAACAAUGAGGUAAUGGAAGAAUGGCAGUUGCCAUCUCCACCAAAAGCGUUCAAGGAUAAUUUACCAAAUAAUCAAAUUACGGAUACUGAAAACGAGACUGAUUCUGUGAUAACUGCAGAACUGAUCGAGAAGUUAGAACGUAUUGAAAAAGAACAAGCCACUCGUACGAAAAACGAAAAACAAAAUUCGAGUUCAACCACUACAAAUGAAGACAACGGAUUAAUUUUAAGCAAACUGUCUUUGGAGAAUUUGGAAAUACGGAAGAGCUUAGUGUAUAAUAGAGAAUUGUCAACCAGUUUAAAACAGUCGUAUAAGACUGAAGCAGCAAAGGAAGAUGAUUUCCUUCUUGAAUCUCUUCAUCCUAGGCAAGCUAAAAAAACAGUCGAUUUGAAUCGAAGGACUGAGAUAAGUGGUAAGACCACUAAUACUGAAGCAGUGAGCUCACAAGUCAAACAAAGUACCUUGCCUAACUUCAAAAUAACAACUUACAAAGAUGAAUCUAAACAAAUUAAGGUCUUCGAGGAUGAUACCAUCAGGAGCAACUCGGAUUUUUCAGGAAAAUCUCUCAGUUUGAACCGAGGAUUGACACUACAAGAAAACGGCUUAGGGAGGUCCAUGGAGAACAUAUCAAUCCGAAAACAUGAUGCAGAUGACGUUUUGAAGAGACCUGAAGAGGCAGAGAAAAGAAUGUUUAGACCAAAGAGCGACCAUUAUAGAAGGUCGGUAAAUAGGUCUGGAUCAUUUUCGGUUGAGCAGAACGAGUGGAGUUCCACAAAGCCUGUUGCUAGGUCCAAAUCUCAAGUGGCGUUGCGAAGGAUUGAUAGGAAGAUCCUUUCUUUCGAAUCAAGUAAUAUGUCGAGGAGCAAUAGUUUGUUUGACGUGUCUGGUCUUCAGAGCUUAGAGGUGAUGAAAAAGAUUCAAAAUAAAUUGAAUACGCCUACCACAUCUAUGGAAACAUUGAGUAAAGCUGAAGUGGAAAAUAAAUCAGAACCUAAAGCUGUAAAAGUUGAAGAAAACCCAAAGAAAAAAUACCAGUACUCACCGCCUUCUGUAAAUAUGGGAACAUGGUCUGAUAGGCCGAAAGUGCCGGUUAGCGUUAAAGAAGACGCCGACUACAAGUUAGGUCAAGGAACAAAUACAAGACAUUUCAAAUCGACAGUCAAAAAUGGAGAAUCAUAUACGAAGGAUGAUCCAGAGCAAAAAUAUUAUGACGAUUUUUCUAGAACAAAUAGACCUCAAAGAGUUACCGUAAUUUGCAACGGUUCAUCUUAUCUACAUAAUGAUUUCAAUGGCCUCACAAGGCAGGAAGAUCAAAAGAAAAAGUAUUCAGAACAUAAUAUUGAUACGAUGGGUAGGAGUCCUUAUGGUAGAAAAACAAGUUCACAACGUCCACAUUCUGUAGCUUUCGCUUCUGAUUUCGACAUCUCAAGGGUGCCUGUGGUUCGUUCAGUUGAGCUUAAGAAAAAGUUCAGAGAUGUUUCUAGUAGCACAUUAGUCCACUUGAAUCAAUCCAGUGAAGACUUUCGUUCCAACGGUCUUUCGGAAAAACCCAAAUUCAACACAGUAAUGAAUGUAAAAGAAACAAAGCCAGUAAUGAGAGCAAAGAGCUUUUUACAACAUGCACCUGUGGUACGUGGAUUUAGAACCUUGGAAAAUAUCAGUUCUGAUACAAACACUAAAAUAGAAAAAUAUAACAGAUUUUCAUGGCAGUCAAACACAUCAAUGACCUUACCUUCCACGCUUAAAAAAGAUAAUAUGACAACGAACCAUAAUUUACAUUCUUCCAAAUACAACCUGAGGAGAAAUGAAUCCAAGAAUUCCAAAGAUGACGAAUGGAGUGUUCCAAAUGAAAAUCUGGCAUCACAUAAUGUAUUGCCUAUUUUCUCUAAACCUGUGGAAGCUCCACAACUUAGUAUUAAUAUUUCAACUGAAAAGUCAACGAUACCGAAACCUCCUCCACUUAAGCCUAAUACUGUACAGAAAAAAAUUUCAAAUAGGCAAUUCGUACCUGUUUUAGAUCCUCGCGAUGAGUUACUCAAAUCCAUAAGAGAUUUUGGUGGUAAGAAGGGUCUUAGGAGUAGGAAAACAGAUUUUUAGGGAAUGGCUGGUUCAAAUAAUGAAAUGUCAUGGUGAAACAACUAUGAAAAUAAGGGAAAUACACCAUAUUAAGUUCUAUUUACGAGUAGUAAAACAAAGAAUUUGUAUUUAUAAAAAGAUAUCUAAUUUAAUUUUGUUUAUAAACGGAAAAUCAGAUAUUUUUUUGUAUCCCAUGAUAGGGAUAAGAUCUGCUGUGUAAAAAUCGUAUAAAAGCUCAAGAAGAUGAGGUGAUUCAAUUGAUAGAUAUAAUUGUAACUGAAAGAUAUUAUUUAAAUAAGAUGGAAUUUUCAUAAGAAUAUAACUUUUGUAUUUAUAUUAGCAUUGUCAGUAUAUUUCAUUUAACAUAGUUUUCAAUACCGCAAAUAUAGGGACCAAAGGAUAUCGGAAUAUUAUUUAUUUUAUUUCACCAUUGCUCAUUAAGAGAAUAUUCUAUCAUUGUAGAUAAAAUAAAGUCAAUAUCAUGUU
Harmonia axyridis is the source of this 5503-nucleotide messenger RNA. RefSeq lists its product as uncharacterized. Lineage: Eukaryota; Metazoa; Arthropoda; Insecta; Coleoptera; Coccinellidae. Gene Ontology annotation, molecular function: actin monomer binding. The coding region runs from base 314 to 5038 and encodes 1574 amino acids. The transcript is spliced from 10 exons. The record is from RefSeq and is a predicted model, not a curated record.